This is a messenger RNA of Gloeophyllum trabeum ATCC 11539, 681 nucleotides long. RefSeq lists its product as uncharacterized. Lineage: Eukaryota; Fungi; Basidiomycota; Agaricomycetes; Gloeophyllales; Gloeophyllaceae. The record is from RefSeq and is a predicted model, not a curated record. Bases 1 to 681 code for a protein of 226 amino acids. The transcript is spliced from 3 exons.
AUGCUGUCAGAAUUGCAGGACUCGGAUAUCUUCGACGUCGAGAACAUGACAGACACUGAAAUAUGGGGUCUUGAUCAAGUCGAUGACUACAUAUACUCGCUGUUUCCGAGACGUUUGCUGGAUGAAAUCCAAAGCAUGGGUGAAGGAAACGGUCGCGGAAGGCAUCCUGUCGAUCUAGAGGUCGCCCGAGGAUGGUUGAAACACGACUCCUUCAUUCUUUUCCUGCGCAUGACGGGAGACGAAUCUUCAAGUGAUUCGCAGCAGGGAAUUUCCUUCGGCCAGAUGCUUUGCUACAAGGCGUUCCUGCUUCCCGAUUACCUAUACUCGCAUCCCGCAUUUGCUGUCAGUAGGGCGGACAAAUGGAUGCACAUCGCCCAUUUCGAAGCGUGGCUUACGUCGCAGUACUGCUCAGAGGAUGUCAGAGGAAAUCGGUUGUUCUUCUGCGAAGAGAUCUUGCGCCUCGCACCCAGCGCAACACUGACUCCACCUCCUACCCCACACGACAGGCCAUUGGGUAUAUGGCAGGCCCAACAGAGGACACUCACAUUCACGAGGGUGGAAGAUAUGCAGCGGAUUGAAGGUCGCUUGGAAGCCAAUAGGCAUUCACAGGAAAAUCUCACCUACGAGGAUGUCCUCACGGACCAGAGAUGUAGUAAAUUCCAGCAGAACACCGUCGUCUAA